Momordica charantia (bitter melon) is the source of this 1475-nucleotide messenger RNA. Its product is annotated as protein PROTON GRADIENT REGULATION 5, chloroplastic. Gene Ontology annotation, cellular component: chloroplast. The record is from RefSeq and is a predicted model, not a curated record. Gene Ontology annotation, biological process: photosynthetic electron transport in photosystem I; response to high light intensity. Gene Ontology annotation, molecular function: electron transfer activity. NCBI's taxonomy places the organism in Eukaryota, Viridiplantae, Streptophyta, Magnoliopsida, Cucurbitales, Cucurbitaceae.
ACUCUCUCUCUCUCAUCUCCAUCCAAUCUCUCCCAUACUACCUCAAAAAUAUCCACCUUUUUCACAUACCAUACCAAAUCCAUCAUCAAUGCUUCCAUUACAAGUUCCAGCAUUGCUGGUAAACACUGCUCUCUGAUCUUCCACACCCUUUCAUGGCAACUUCAAUUUCAGCAACUGGGCUUCUUCAUAAACCACCUCUUUCCUCCUCCUUCCAUGGAGGCUGGGGGACUUCGAUCUGUGGCGACGACAGCGCCAUGCUGAUCAAGUCGGUCCCGGCACAGGUUCGAGUCACAAAGCCGGUGAGAUUCCGGCCAAUGAUGAAGAAUGUUAAUGAAGGGAAGGGUCUGUUUGCGCCUGUGGUAGUUCUUGCUAGAAAUAUUAUUGGAAAGAAACGUUUCAAUCAGUUGAGAGGCAAGGCCAUUGCCCUGCACUCACAGAUAAUUACUGAGUUCUGCAAAUCUAUAGGAGCUGAUGCAAAGCAAAGGCAGGGGUUGAUUAGGUUAGCCAAGAAGAAUGGAGAAAGAUUAGGAUUCCUUGCUUGAUCUGAUCCAUUCUGUUUCUGUCAUCACAGUGGAAAUCCUAUUCCUAUUCCUAUAUAAAUCAUAGAUCUGCCUCUGCCUCAGCUUCCACAAAUGUAUGAUCUUCUGCCCUGUUUAUGCUUUCAUAUUCUUCAGUUUGGCAGCAAUAUUUUCAUCCUUGUAUUAAACUGUGACAGACCCUUUUUACCAAAGGAUGAUGGUUCUGUCUAAGAGCAAUGUGAAUCUCUUAUUAUUUUUUCUGGUAGCAAUGAAUAGGAAUACAACUUUUACUAGAACUCUUGGCAGUUUCGACAACUUUGAUAGGUACCUAUCGAGUAUCCACUCUAAGAAACAUAAAUAGAGGGUUCGUGUUCAUCGUUUAAUCGAUCGUUGUAGACAAUGGCUGGUUCAGUUUGUUAUCAUCCUAGCUCCAUUGCUGAGAGUGCAGAUAAGCAAUGAACUUAAGACUGUAACAACCCUUUGCUGAUGUCUCAUCACUACAACCACUCUGCAACAACUAAAUGAUCAUAGACAUGCAAAAACCAAGCUGGCUGAAGAAAGGCUACUAUAAGAAAUUGAUUCAGCAACUGACCCAAGCAGUGUGUAUUGUUUUUACCGAAAAUUAUAGAUCACAACACUAAGACCUCCAGGAAAACUCGAAGAUAAUUGAGGAUCCUGCAAAACAAGGAAUUAGCACUCCAAAGCUUUUGUCACUACAGGAUUUUAGAGAGUAAGAUUUCAAAUCAAGAUGUUUGCGUGCCUCUUUCAUUUCUCUCUUGGGUAUUUAUUUGAAAGGGGAGAUAACUGUUGGAGUCGUGUGCUAAAUUCAACAGUUAUUUGAGAUAUGUUGUGAGGUGGGAAUACAGUUAAGCGUUUACCAUUCAAACGUUAGUGAUUAGUUUGAUAACUUUGUUGAAAAGUCAGUCAAGUUCAGAGACUCGACGCUUAUCGUUUCCA